CAAAAUUGUUCUAUUAUAAAAAGACCCUUCUCAAGGAGAACAUCGUGUUGUUCGUGAUCCCUUACAAACGUACCCCAAUCAAAUCUAACCAUGUCUGGCCGUGGAAAGGGAGGAAAGGUAAAGGGAAAGGCAAAGUCCCGUUCCAACCGUGCCGGUCUUCAGUUCCCCGUUGGCCGUAUUCAUCGUCUCCUGCGCAAGGGUAACUAUGCCGAGCGCGUCGGUGCCGGAGCACCCGUGUAUCUGGCAGCCGUCAUGGAAUACUUGGCCGCUGAAGUGCUUGAGUUGGCCGGAAACGCUGCCCGUGACAACAAGAAGACGCGCAUCAUCCCGCGACAUCUGCAGCUGGCCAUCCGCAACGACGAGGAGUUGAACAAGCUGCUGUCCGGAGUAACCAUCGCUCAGGGUGGUGUGCUGCCCAACAUUCAGGCCGUGCUGCUGCCCAAGAAGACCGAAAAGAAGGCUUAAACGGUGUGACAAAGCUUCCUUCAUCUCAAACCCAAAACCGUCCUUUUCAGGGCGACAAAUUACUUUGCCAAAGACAUUUUAUUCGAUUUAUGCUGUUAUGGGAGAACCAGAAGGAAAAAAAAUCCAGAUAUAUCAAGAACCGUGCUUGAAACUGUGUACAAAAUGUAAAUGAAAAAAUGUGCCGUCCUUUGGCACAAAAAGCAUCCCUUAAUAUUUUCAAUUCUGUAACCUCUCACUACGAAUUCUACAAAAUGCAGCAUAUCAUAAGCGAUGCAUAAGAUUUUCCAGGUAGCUUGUUCAAGAGGGUUGGUUUUACCAUAUAAAUACAACCAGUGAUACCUGCGUGUUGACUUUUUUCUGAAAACAGUAAAGGACACUUUUACCUGAAUUAUCGUUAACCACGGGAAAAUGUUGAAAGGGUCGAUUGUCGAAAAAUGUUGUGCGUUUAGGUAGCCUUAAGUUCUUUGGCUUUCAAUAUAUCGGGAAACGUU
Messenger RNA from Anopheles arabiensis, 956 nucleotides. Its product is annotated as histone H2A. The transcript has a single exon. Lineage: Eukaryota; Metazoa; Arthropoda; Insecta; Diptera; Culicidae. Bases 91 to 465 code for a protein of 124 amino acids. Gene Ontology annotation, molecular function: DNA binding; structural constituent of chromatin; protein heterodimerization activity. Gene Ontology annotation, cellular component: nucleosome. The record is from RefSeq and is a predicted model, not a curated record.